AUGAGAUUCUCUUUCACCAAAUUCCUAGUCGUGGGCUUGGCCUCGACAGCGACUGCCAGCACUUGGUUCAGUAAAGCCGCUUACAACAAGUGGCAUGAGACUGAGCUAGAGAGAUGGCUGUCUGACCACGACGUCCCGUACCCUACCCCAGCCGAUAGAAAAGAUCUCGAGAAUCUCGUCAAAGAGAACUGGCAAGCCAAGGUGGUUGAUCCUGCUACCGCAGCCAAUGAUAAAACGGCGGACCACUAUCACAGUGUUAAGGACUGGAUCUUCGACAGCUGGACUGAGUCUUCCCUGAAGAGUUUCCUCGACCACAACAAUAUCCCUCAUCCACAACCACGAACCCGGGACAGCCUUUUGACCACUGCUCGCCAGAAUUAUGACUCCGUCGCCAAGCGACUUGGUGAAUACGCCUCCUACCCUGGCGACUGGCUCUACGCUUCAUGGUCUGAGUCCGAUCUCAAAGAGUAUCUCGACGAACGUGGCAUCCCAGUCCCACAGCCCACUACUCGUGACAAGCUCAUUGCUCAUGUCCGUCGCAAUUCCCGUCUAGCUUCUCUCAACACAUCCUCAGCCGCGAAAGCAGCCAGCUCCUCCUACUCCAGUGCCAGCUCUGUGGCAAGCGCUUCAGCAGCCAGUGCCCAAGCUAGCCUGAGUGAUGCGCUUUUCGAUGCAUGGUCUGACAGCAAACUGAAAGAGUUCCUCGACACUCAUGGCGUCCCUGUCCCACAAGGCAGCAAGAAGAAUGAACUCGUUGCUCUGGCUCGGAAGCACCGCGCUCAGCUUGAAGCAAGCGCGUCUUCGGCAUCUGGUCAAGCUGCAGCCAGCGGCUCUUCGAUCUCUGGUUCUGCUGCCUCUGCGUUCGGUGCGGCUACUACGAAGGCCGGCAAUGAAUACGCCAAAGCCACAGAUGAUGCAUCCUUGGCUGCUGAAGAUGCGUUCAACAAGGCCGCCGAGACAUGGUCUGACUCUCGCCUCAAGGCUUACCUCGAUUCUCGUGGCGUCCCCGUCCCUCAGAACAGCAAGCGUGAUGAACUCCUCAAGCAGGUCCGUUUGAACCGACACAAGGCGGCCACGGGUUGGUCUGCAUGGACAUUCGACACCUGGACCAAGGAGAAUCUUCAGAACUACCUUGCAGCUCACAGCAAGAAAUACAAGAAGAAUGCCAAGGCAAGCCGUGACGACCUGGUCAAACAAGCUCAGGACUCGUAUGCCUCUGCUUCAAAGAGCGGUGGUACCGGCUACGCCUCAGUCACCAACUACCUUGCAAAGCAGACCGAUGCUGCCAAAGACACCACCUUUGACACCUGGUCUGACAGUGAAUUGAAGAGCUAUCUCGACAGCUACGGUGUCCCCAACUACCAAGGCUCUACCACCAACGAACUCCGCGCGCAAGCCAAGAAGCAAUACAGCUACUUCAAAUACGGCACAUCAUCACCCCAGGGCACGAUCUUCGAACGCAUCAAGAGCGGAUUGCAAUGGGUUCUCGGACAGGCUCAAGGUCCUGCCUCGACUGCAUCUGGAACUGCAUCCGCCUCUGCUAGCUCCGCAUCCAGUGUCGCCUCCAAAUCUGCCAGCUCCGCUUCAAGCAGAGCUUCCAAGAGUGCCACGAGUGCCAAGAAUGAAUUGUAG
Messenger RNA from Cladophialophora yegresii CBS 114405, 1632 nucleotides. RefSeq lists its product as uncharacterized. The record is from RefSeq and is a predicted model, not a curated record. The coding region runs from base 1 to 1632 and encodes 543 amino acids. Lineage: Eukaryota; Fungi; Ascomycota; Eurotiomycetes; Chaetothyriales; Herpotrichiellaceae. The transcript is spliced from 3 exons.